Messenger RNA from Zootoca vivipara (common lizard), 7363 nucleotides. The record is from RefSeq and is a predicted model, not a curated record. Lineage: Eukaryota; Metazoa; Chordata; Lepidosauria; Squamata; Lacertidae.
CCCCGCCCAUCUGGCUGAGUUCCCCCAGCCACUCUGGGCAGCUCCCAAUCGAGUGUUAAAAACAAUACAGCAUUAAAUAUUAAAAACUUCCCUAAACAGGGCUGCCUUCAGAUGUCUUUUAAAAAUAGGAUAGCUGCUUAUUUCCUUGACAUCUGAUGGGAGGGUGUUGCAUAGGGCAGGAGCCACUGCCGAGGAGGCCCUCUGUCUGGUUCCCUGUAACCUCACUUCUCGCAACGAGGGAACCACCAGAAGGCCCUCGGUACUGGACCUUAGUGUCCGGGCAGAACGAUGGGGGUGGAGACGCUCCUUCAGGUAUACAGGACCGAGGCCAUUUAGGGCUUUAAAGGUCAGCACCAACAUUUUGAAUUGUGCUCGUAAACGUCCUGGGAGCCAAUGCAGAUCUCUCAGGACCGGUGUUAUGUGGUCCCGGCUGGGAUCCUGGGACCUGGGUUGUGGGCGCCAAAACAGAAUGUCUAGUCACCAUUUGGGGGGCUGGCAACAUUUUUUCUUUAUUAUUUUGAUAAGCAUGAACUAAUACGCAAUUUACAUAAGAGACACAUUGUUACUAUCACAUUUUUAGCAGAAAUUGUUAAUACAUAAGUGUAAUUUGGUGUUUACAGUAAAAAUAUUGGCACCGUACUUCAGUAUUCAAAACACUCUACUUUUUAUUGUUAAACUCCUUAACAUAUUGACUAUCUUUAACAUAUACUUGGAGCCUUCAAAGCACAUGCAUUUCAGUAAUCCUUGAGUGUCAGCCAGGCAGAAAAAAUGGCACCCAUAUUUUUUAGCACAUGGAGAAUCUUUAGGCACAAAGUGCGGCUGGCACCCUGCUAAUUUCAAACCCUGUCUGGGAGGCAGGAAGCCUGAUUGGGCAAGUGGGGUUGGUUGGUUGGCAUCUGCCUGUCUCAGGAGAUAAUGGAAGAGUGCAUCUUUGGGGAUCAAGUCAAACCAUCUGAGUUACAGUGCCUGCUGUGGCUGUAGAGACCGAUGUGGGAGAGACAUGUUUUGUUGCAGCUGGAGCAGAUGAUGGCGUCCAGUUGUGCUGCUGCAGAUGCACCAUGGCAUUUAUUCUUUCUGCGCUCCUCGCAGCUGUCAUUGCUCCUCCGGUGACUGCUGUGGAUACAUGACCUGACAGAUUGUCUCUAGGUGUUGCGGUCGUCUGCAAGGGAUUCCCACGCGGCGGUGUUAAUGUUGUCAGCUUUCAUGUCAUGUCAUGUUUGCAGACAUCUUUGUAACACAGUUGGUCUGCCAAAAUUCACGCCAAGUUCUUUUGCUCGCUUGUAAUGAUAGAUAGUUGGGUUUUGUACCAAUACCUUAAAAAGCAACAAUUUGAAUAUAAUGUCAAGCAUAGACUCGUGUUUUAAUCUGUGAAGGUGGAAAUUCAGCUGAAGGGGAGAUUUAAAGCUGAGAAGCGAUGGGUGGGGAAAGUAUUCAGCACCCCUGCCCUUACCUAGUGUCAGUCUGCUCCAUAUUGUUCUCUCUCUCAACGUUGCUUUUCCAGAAGGAUUGGCAAAGGAUGUUGGAAUUCGCUUACCCCCAUUUUGCAUAUGAUGCCAGCUUGCUGCCAUGAUUUGGUGCUAAAAGUGGCUGUAGCUAAAACAGUUCUAAAACUUGCAGUGUACCUAGAAGAGAGGAUACCAGUGAAUGCUUCCUCAUAAGUUGCUGGUAGAAUUCACCGCAGCAAAUUCUUUGGGAAAUGGAGAUAGCAUCCUUGGAGAUAAUCCUGUGCGAAGAGUAUUUCACAUUCAAAUUGUUAAGUUGGUGUUCCAGCUGAUGAUUUUUCUGGGGAGAUCAAAUUGAUUCAUUUGUGUGUGCUCUGUGAGCAGUGUAGUUCUGUUUCUUCCAUCCAUUUUCAUUAACGCAAUUUCUCUGUGUUAUUCCUCUUAGACAAUCUGCUUCAUAUUGACUCGUCACCAUUCCAGGAUAGUGGUGUCUGCGGGGCUCUUUGCUGACAUUGACAUGGUAGAGAAGAUUUAAAAUUGGCUGAUGUUCACAAGGAAAAGAGUCACGUGAUGUAUGAAGGCAAACACAUACACUUUUCUGAGGUUGACAAUAAGCCGCUGUGCUCGUACAGCCCCAAACUGUGCAAGCAGAGGCGACUUAACGGCUACGCCUUCUGUAUCAGGCACGUUCUGGAGGAUAAGACUGCUCCCUUCAAGCAAUGUGAAUAUGUGGCCAAGUACAAUAGCCAACGCUGCACCAACCCCAUCCCCAAAUCUGAGGACCGUAGGUACUGCAACAGUCACCUGCAGGUACUUGGCUUUUUACCGAAAAAGGAGAGGAAGAAAAAGAAUGACCCCGUCGAGGAGGUAAAAGUUCGGAACCAGAUGGAUUCUGUGGCCUUCAGCCUGACAGUUCCUCCACUGGCCUUGAAGAUGCCCAAUGGACUAGAUGGGAUGUCCCUCUCUCCACCGGGUGCCAGGCUUCCUCUCCACUACCUGGAAGCGGAACUGGAAGACCCCUUUGCUUUCAACGAGGAAGAUGAAGAUCUCAAGAAAGGGGCAACGGUGAAGAAGAAACUGCAGAGCAAAUUAGCCCAGAACCGGCAGCGCCAGAGAGAAACAGAGAUUCUGAAAGUUCGCCAAGAGCACUUUAGCCCUCUUCCUGCACCUUUGCAGCAGCAGCAGCAGCAGCAGCACUCCCAUCUAUCGCCAUUACCAACUUCUCUAAAGCCAGCAGGGCUACCGCAGGGCUUGGUCUGCAAGUCACCUCAACCUCAGAACACCAGCCUACCAGUGCAGGGAGUGGCUCCCACCACGUACACUAUAGCACAAGCCAGGCAGCCGUCUAACAAAAGACUUCUGCCUCCCCUGCACCCUACUAGGGCUCCUGGCCCAGACCCGCCUGGGGUGGACAGGAUCCUUAUGAAAGCCACAGCCUUCUCUCCGCACUCAUCCUGUAUGAGCCGGCUACAGAGACUGGUGAAACUGUGCACUCAGAAACAGCAGCUGGAUGCUGAUCUGUUUCCGCAUUUAGGGUUGGACUGGUCUGAAGACAGUGGAGAAGAAUUGGAAGAACUGGAACAAACCUCGCCAUACCAGGUUGCAUGGUCUAUUCGGGAAGCCCUCAGAUAUGACAGGAAUGAGCCAGAUGAUGAUGCUGACGCCAGUGGCAGGAGCUCCCGCAUUUCCCAACUUUGCACUUACUUUCAGCAGAAAUACAAGCACCUCUGCCGCCUGGAGCGGGCAGAAUCUCGCCAGAGGAAAUGCCAACAUACAUUCCGGAAAGCCUUGCUGCGGGCAGCCAGCCGAGAGCCGGAGUGCGCUGGGCAGCUGAUACGGGAGCUCCGAAGAGCUUCGUGUACUCGAAACAGCACAAGCCAAGUGAAGCAGAGGGACGUGUCACCAUGUAGAGGGACAACAAAGGGCGAACCAUGCACCAACAAGGCUCUUCCGUUCACUAAACAUUGUUUUCAACAUAUCCUCUUGAACCGGUCACAGCAGCUUUUCUCAAGCUGCACAGCCAAGUUUGCAGACGGACAGCAAUGCUCUGUGCCAGUUUUUGACAUUACGCACCAGACACCCCUGUGUGAAGAACACGCCAAAAAAAUGGAUAACUUCUUGAGAGGAGACAGCUCCCGCAAAGUCCAGCACCAGCAGCAGAGGAAACCCAGGAAAAAAACAAAGCCACCUGCUCUUACCAAAAAACACAAGAAGAAGAGAAGGCGAGGGCCACGACGUCCCCAAAAACCGAUUCCUCCUGCUGUGCCCCAAGGAAACCUCAGUAUGCCCACCAGCGUCUCACUGCCAAUGGAGAUCUCCCAUAUACGGAGCCCUUCCACACCGGAGCUGAGUACAGAUGAGCUGCCAGAUGACAUCGCCAAUGAAAUCACAGACAUUCCACACGACCUCGAAUUGAAUCAGGAGGACUUCUCUGACGUCCUGCCACGGCUGCCUGAUGACUUGCAAGACUUUGAUUUCUUUGAAGGUAAAAAUGGAGACCUCCUCCCUACGACCGAAGAGGCAGAGGAGCUGGAACGGGCCUUGCAGGCUGUGACUUCUCUUGAGUGCCUGAGCACUAUAGGAGUGCUCACACAGACAGACGGUGUGCCGGUUCCAGAACUAUCGGACAGAGGGAUAGGGGUGUUCUCCACGGGUGCUGAAACUUCAGGAAUUCAGUCCUUGAGCCGGGAAGUCAACGCGGAUCUAGGUGAGCUGCUGAAUGGGCGUAUAGUGCAUGACGAGAAUUUCUCUAGCCUGGACCUGGAUGAUAGCUUGCUCCGCUCUGCUACCUUAUCCAACCCACCUACGCCCCUGGCAGGGCAGAUUCAGGGGCAAUUCUCUGCCCCAGCCAACGUUGGCCUUACUUCUGCCCCUCUGAUAAGUCAGAGUGGGCUUGGGGAGAGAGCCUUCCCAGGACAAUUUCAAGGACUUCACGAUGGCAGCCAUGCCUCCCAGAGGCCACACCCUGCCCAGCUGCUAAGCAAGGCAGACGACCUAAUCACCUCACGACAGCAAUACAGCAGUGACCAUUCACACUCCUCACCCCAUGGAAGCCAUUAUGACAGUGAGCACGUGCCGUCGCCCUACAGUGACCAUAUAACGUCCCCUCAUGCCACCUCCUACUCUGGCGAUAACUUGGCAGCUACGUUCUCCGCAGAGAUGCCCAUCAUAGCACAGCACCUGCUCCCUUCGCAGCUGGAGGUGCCGCUCGGUGGCGUGGUGAACCCCAGAACUCACUGGGGGAGCCUCCCCGUCAACCUCGGCGACCCUUCUCCGUUCAGCAACCUGCUCGGUGCCGACGGACACCUGCUCUCCACCUCCCUGUCCACGCCACCGAGCACAUCGCACUCAGAGACCACGCAGCCUGCCUUCGCCACCGUGACCCCCAACAGCUCCAGCGUGCUCCCGGGGUUGCCGCAGACCAGUUUCAGUGGCAUGGGCCCCGGGUCCUCUGAACUCAUGGCCUCCACUUCCCCAAAGCAACAGCUCCCUCAGUUCAGCGCCGCCUUUGGCCACCAGCUGAGCUCCCACAGCGGCAUCCCCAAGGACCUGCAGCCAAGCCACAGCUCCAUAGCGCCUCCCACAGGCUUCACAGUAACAGGUGCCACAGCUACUAGUACCAAUAAUGCGUCUGCUUCCUUCACCACCUCCAGCUGAGCUCUCGUCUGUCUGCAAAUUUCAGGCAGUUGGGGGACCUUACGUUCCCUCUCACCCCACCCUGGCCCACUUCUCUUUUCCUGAUUUUUUGUCAUCUCCUUUUUAAAGACGUCAUUUAAAUUUAAAAAAAAAAAGAGGGGGCAAAAAGUCCUGAUUCGGUGCAGACCAGGGUUCCCCCAUCGCUCUGCUCUGCUCUCUUGAUCUUAUGUGCUGGUUUCUGUAUUGGUGCUCAUUUACUCCUGGCAGAUUUUGUUAUACUUAGCCAGUAAAAAUAUCCCAGAUAAAAAAGAAUACAGCACAGAUCCCGGAUGUAAGUGACCAUAGAUGAGGAAUCUGUGACCCUCUAGGUGUUGCUACGCUUGAGUUCCCAUAGUCCUUCACCGCUGGCCAUCCUGCCUGCUGCUGGUCCAAACUGGGAGGAGUCCCAGCGACUCUGGAGGGCCGCAGACUCCCUAGUCCUGCCUUAGACCGAUAAAUGAGAAGUUAGAUACAAUGGACUCCAGACCCAAAAGUGAGAUGAUACCUCAAAUAUAACUAAUGCAAGUUCCUAAGGCUCAAAUCAGAGUAUCCAGUCCUGUGAGCAUCUGGGCAAGAGGUGAGGAGUUGAUUUAUUUCAAAGAAUGCAAAUGGCACGAAAGGGGGAUCAACCUUUUGAUUUGGUAACUGGGCACUGCAGACUUAAACCAACACCAUAGUUCAAUUGUUAAUUCUGUCAGCUUAACACUGGGCUCUUAACCUCCUCUGUUGAGUGCAGGGGUUUGUGUGUGUAUUUGUGUGUGUGUGUGUGUGCGUGCGUGUAUUUGAUGGGUACAUGACAGGUUGUUCCCCCCCCCUUUUCUUUCCUGUUCUGAAAGAGACUAUCUUGAAACCAGCGACCGUUCAUACUGCAAGCUAAUUUGGUUUUUGAAAUUGGGUUGAAUGGAAGAAAGGAUGAAUUUGUAGGACAUGAGAUUGUACUUGUUGGUUCAGAGUAUCUAUGACAGUGGGGAGUUUUAAAUAAAAAAUAUAUAUCAUUGGUAUGUAGAACAGAAAGCAGAACUGAGUACUGUAAUGAAUUGCAAUGGUGUACCUGCUCAGAUAAAGCAUAUGCUAAUCCCUAAAGCAGAUCUGUUAUUAUAGUAGUGUUGUUGGGUUGGCACUUUCCAAUGGAGCAUUACUUUUAACAUAGCCAAGUCUCAGCCGGAACUGGCAGAAUUGUGUCCUUUUCCCACUCAAACCAAUGUGAGAUCAGAACUGCUGAGUGAUCUUACAAAGUUGUAGCCGUCUCCAGAUACUUGAUGCUUCUGGGGAUCCCUACAGCAGCCGUGAGCCCUUACGGUGCUCCAUAAUACUUUGGGAAUAUUUAGAUAUUUUUAGAAAUCUUAUGUGCAGAGUGAGGUCUGAGAAGAAAGAACAGGCAUGCUAAACAACACAAGCUACCAAAGUUAAUAGAAAAAAAGAAAAGUGCUGGUGUUCUCCUAUCUCUAAUCAGUGGUCUUGCUAAUAAAUACAUUUUCAAAGUCAGAGAUUCUACUGUUAUCACUUCAUGGCCUCUGAAGAUCCACAGCAAUCAAACUGCAAGGAGUUUGUCAGACUAAGGACUGCUUCCCCCACAAAAUGUUCUUUAUCAAGCAAGCUACAAGGUCUCUGCUCCACCCCACCCCCCCUUAAACAGGGCUUGUAGCUGUGCUGUUUCUCAAAUGAAAAGUAGAUUAUGCCAUUUAUUUCUCAUGAAGUCCACUUUUGAUCCCUGCAAUCAUUUCUUGUUUUCUGGAACGGCCCUCUACUCCUAAGAGCAGGGCUUCGUUAUAUUUUAUGGUAAGAGGUUUGGAUUGUAUAUAAUUUCAUCUACUUUUUAUAAUAUAUUUAAAAAGAUACGAAGAGAGAAGAAAGGCACACUCUAGUAGAGUAUUUUAAUUUGGUCUGCUAUGGGGGAUGAAGAGGGAGCUCAACUUUCUCUUUGUGACUGAAGCAGUUGUUUCCUGUCUAGCUUUUCUAUUCCGCUUUCAAAUGGUGCUCAAGUGAGAAUCUGGUACAGGCAUCCUCCUCCUCCCAAACCUUUGGGCAGGGGAGGGUUCCAGGAAUUGCCUGUCUGAAUCCCAUAAAUUUGAACUAUUGCCUUCUUUUAAAAAGCUGUGCUUAUUAUUUUGAGAGGAUCAGGGAGUUUGCCCCUGGAAAUAAAAGUACAUGUUGCUGGAAAACAUUUUUAUGCUUUUUAACCUUGUGAAAUCCCUACCCUGCAUUUGAAAUUGAACUGUAUAAUAAACAUCUGAGUGUGUUCCAAA